AUGGCUGCCUCCUCCUUUGCCAAGCAGAAGCAAGUUCUAGUUUUCAGUUUUCGAAAGGAACAAGUAACAUCACCAUAUGGGAACAAUCUUCAUCACAAGGAGAAUGUAACCCAUGGCCAGUUUGCAUUUACUAGUGACGAAGCUGGCAACUAUUUGGCAUGCUUCUGGCUUGAUAACCAAAAUCACGGUGAAGUAAGCGUUAACCUUGACUGGAAAAUUGGAAUUGCAGCAAAAGAUUGGGAGUCAGUUGCAAAGAAGGAGAAGAUCGAGGGUGUGGAGCUGGAGCUCCGGAAACUCGAAGGUGCAGUCGAAGCCAUCCAUGAAAAUCUACUCUAUCUCCGGGGCAGAGAAGCUGAGAUGAGGGUGGUGAGUGAAAAAACAAACGCCAGAGUUGGUUGGCUCAGUAUCAUGUCCUUGGGCAACGACUGCAUCGUCGUCUCGGGUCUGCAGUUGUGGCACUUGAAGAGAUUCUUUCAAAAGAAGAGGCUCAUCUAA
This is a messenger RNA of Punica granatum (pomegranate), 495 nucleotides long. The record is from RefSeq and is a predicted model, not a curated record. NCBI's taxonomy places the organism in Eukaryota, Viridiplantae, Streptophyta, Magnoliopsida, Myrtales, Lythraceae.